GACAAAGCCAGAUGGGGGUCUCCACGCUACGGAGACCACAGUCUGCCCCGGGGAGCCUGGGGGAGCCUGGGCUGCUGAGGCAAGACGGAGGCUGCCCGGGCCCCGGGAUGGCAGGUGCCUGUGGUGCAGGGGAUGCCCUCCUGCCCGCGCUUCCAGACCCACCUGGGAGGUCCUGUGCCCCUGCCUGCAGCUGGGGAGGUGCUGCUGUCCAGCACCCACCACACGUGCUGCAGGGCCUUCCAUUCCCAGUCGCCCGGGAGGAGAAGGGCACACGGGCACCCAUGCCGCCCACAGCCCCCUCCUGGCCGGGCCUCUGAGCACAGUGGACCCAGGCAGAGAGUUGCUCAUGGCUCUGACUCCCAGGGGAGGGGCACCUCAGAAUCUAGCUCUUGACUUCAUUUGAUGUCAGGAAUCUUCCAGAAAAGACCCAGACAUGGUCAAUUCUUUUUCCCCUGGUACCAGAGGUUGAACCUAGGGGCGCUGAACCCCUGAGCCCCAUCCCCAGCCCACUAUUGUAUAUUUUGAGACAGGGUCCCACUACGUUUCUCAGGGCCUGGCUAAAUUGCUGAGGCUAGCCUUGAACUUGGGAUCCUCGGGGCAUGGUGGAUUUCACCUGGAGUUUUGGAGGUUCAUGGAUCCUCUGAGGUUCAUCUAGGGACCCGGGCUGCAGGUUGAGGAUUUGGGAUGUGAAGACUGUUUUCCAGAUGAGGCGACAGAGGCCUGUAAGUGCAUUGCAGGAAUUAUUUCACGUUCCACCAUCAUUCAAGCGCGUGACCGAGCACAGUCACUUUUCUCAGUUUCUCAUCUGAGAAACCGGACAGCACCGUUCAAUCCUGCUGGGCUGGCAGAGUGACCAAGGAGAAGGUGCACCAGGCCCUGGGCCACUAGCUGACCACUGCCCGGCUGCCCUUGGCUAUGGACACCCCUGGCUAUCCUUCACUGGUGCCCACGACCUCGGACCCGGGGAACACCUCCUCCUCCUGGCUCCUGGAUGUCACUGCCGGCAACGCCUCCUCGGGCCCUGGCCCUGCGGGGCUGGCCGUCAGCGGUGUUUUGAUCCCUCUGGUCUACCUGGUGGUGUGCGUGGUGGGGCUGCUGGGCAACUCGCUGGUCAUCUACGUGGUCCUACGGCACACGGCCAGCCCGUCGGUCACCAGCGUCUACAUCCUCAACCUGGCGCUGGCCGAUGAGCUCUUCAUGCUGGGGCUGCCAUUCCUGGCCGCCCAGAACGCCCUGUCCUACUGGCCCUUUGGCUCCUUCAUGUGCCGCCUGGUCAUGGCGGUGGACGGCAUCAACCAGUUCACCAGCAUCUUCUGCCUCACGGUCAUGAGCGUGGACCGCUACCUGGCCGUGGUGCACCCCGCGCGCUCCGCCCGCUGGCGCACAGCGCCCGUGGCGCGCACGGUCAGCGCGGCCGUCUGGGUGGCCUCGGCCGUGGUGGUGCUGCCCGUGGUGGUCUUUUCGGGCGUGCCGCGGGGCAUGAGCACCUGCCACAUGCAGUGGCCCGAGCCGGCGGCCGCCUGGCGGGCGGGCUUCAUCAUCUACACGGCGGCGCUGGGCUUCUUCGGGCCGCUGCUGGUCAUCUGCCUGUGCUACCUGCUCAUCCUGGUGAAGGUGCGCUCGGCGGCGCGCAGGGUGCGGGCGCCCUCGUGCCCGCGGCUGCAGGCGCCCUCGUGCCCGCGGCGGCGGCGCUCGGAGCGCAGGGUCACGCGCAUGGUGGUGGCGGUAGUGGCGCUCUUCGUCCUCUGCUGGAUGCCCUUCUACGUGCUCAACAUCGUCAACGUGCUGUGCCCGCUGCCCGAAGAGCCCGCCUUCUUCGGCUUGUACUUCCUGGUGGUGGCGCUGCCCUAUGCCAACAGCUGUGCCAACCCCAUCCUCUACGGCUUCCUCUCCUACCGCUUCAAGCAGGGCUUCCGCAGGGUCCUGCUGCGGCCGUCCCGCAGAGUGCGGAGCCAGGAGCCCGUGGCCCCCGAGAAGACGGAGGAGGACGAGGAGGAGGAGGGAGAGGAGGGCGGGGAGGAGGAGGAGCGGGGAGGGAGGAAAGGCCAGGAGACGAACGGCAGGGUCAGCCAGGUGGCGCAGCCCGGCACCAGCAGGCAGGAGCAGCCGCCCGGCAGAGCGGCCAGCAAGGAGCAGCAGUUCCUGCCCCAGGAGCCCUCGGCCGGGGAGAAGUCCAGUACCCCACACAUCAGCUACCUGUAAGGGUCCUGGGAGGAAGGGCGGGGCCUGCGGCCAGCCGAGGGCAUCCUGUCUGAGGUCUCAGAGGCCCAACAUGGGAUGUUCAGAGGCCUGCAGUGGGAUCCCACUGCUGGGUGGCCUUGGCAGAUGGCUUACCCUCUCUGGGCCUUAUUUCCUUCUCUGUAACUCAGGGGUGGGAAUACUGAGCCUGGAUGAGCUCGGUUAGAUUGAGGGGUCUGGAGGGCGUGGCUCCUGGGCUGACCUUCUUGAGUGGGGCCCAGGUUAGGGGCUCUGCAGCCUGUCCCUCAGACAUGGAGCCUCCUGGGGAUGAGCCUGCACCUCGGCCCUCAGAGGGACAAACCAGGCCUGAACUUUCUGGGCUCACACUCAGGGAUGUGGGAGAUGCUGGGGAGCAGACAGGAGCCCCAACAGAAGAAGUCCAAGUCUGGGGGAGGGGCAGCGGAACUGCUCAGGCCCCAGGUCAGUUCUCCCUGGCCCUUGAGGCCCCCUUUAUCUCUGGCCUCACAUGCUGCCAACUCAGUGACCUCCAGGCCCUUGUGGCCCAAGUGGUCAGCGCAGGACCUCGCGUGCUGCCGAGCGUGACGAGAGGAGGCAGAUUUUCCAGGAAGUCCAGCUUCAGGCUGUCUCGCUGCCUGGGCCUUUUGAGGCCCCGGGUCUAACCUUGUCCUUGUGACUGACAUUCCUUUCCUUGGAGAGGGACUCCACGCUUGGGCCACCCAGAGCCUAGCGGGGUCCUGUUGAGGUCAGCCACUGACUUCAGGCAGCUCACUGUAGGGGCUCCAGAGCUGCCCAGGUCGUGGAGGGCUGCAGGCAUCUCCUUCAGGACCAGCCCCGUCCUCCUCCUUUCGACCCGUGUCCCCUCACAGACAAGAUGGACAUGACCCCCACAGAUGGUGCAGGAAGGCAGAGCUGGGAGGGUCACAGGGGAGGAGGUUAGGGGAGAAGAGGAGGACAGGGAGGGACAGGAAGAGAAGGAGGAGGACAGGUCUGUUUGGGGACCUUGGAGCCGUCCUUGGCCCUUGGCUGGACCGAGGCCCUGGGAGUGGAGCUGGCCCCCAGGGCAGCGGGGAGGUUGGAGAACUGCAGGCUGCGGGAGCCGGCCUCCCUGUUUUCUGUAUUCCAUGGGGGAAUACAGGGAGCAGCCUCUGUCCAGGUCCCUCCCAGAGCUGACCCUGUAGGGCCACCAUGAGGCUGGCCCUGGGGAGGGGGUGGUCCUUCUGCUAAGCCCCGCCCCCCUCAGAGGGCAGGCGCUCCUCAGGGAAAACACAGGAGCCAGGAGAGUGGAGACCUGGUCUCUGGCUCACCUCAGGACCCUUUCUGGCCUUGACCUCUCUGGGCCUCAGUUUCCCCAUCAUGAAACAGAGGUGACAUCCAGCUGGCUGCCUGCUGGGAUCUGGAGAGACAAACACGUGAGUGGGUGGGUUACCGAGCUCCUGCCAGGGGCACCUUGGAUCACGGAGCGGGCGCACCUCCACCCCCAGGGCUGGCCUGCACCCUCCUCUUUUAGCAAGUGGCCUCUGUAUUGGGCUUUUGGAGGUGAGAACACCGUAGGCCACGAAGAAUGGGGAUUAGGAGGCCAGAGGUCAAGGGUCAGGGAGGCAGGGCUAGGAGAAGAAGUUCCCACAGCCAGACCUCCUGGCGGUUGGAGGUCAAACACCCAGCUCUGGGGCUCAGUCUGGGGUUCCCCUGAGGAGAAUCUGAGGGUCUUCCCUGGCUGACUGUGCUCCCCAACUCCUGGCGCAGGUCAGCAAUGGGUCUGGGGACUGGUUACGACAUCUUUUACUGCUUCUGCCCCUAGCACUUGUCAAUAAAGACGGUGGCACACGACAAGA
Messenger RNA from Ictidomys tridecemlineatus (thirteen-lined ground squirrel), 4031 nucleotides. The record is from RefSeq and is a predicted model, not a curated record. NCBI's taxonomy places the organism in Eukaryota, Metazoa, Chordata, Mammalia, Rodentia, Sciuridae.